CCCCAGGCUCUUGCCUUUGCACUUACGUUCAUUUUCCACCAGCACGAACUUGCUCCGGCGCCACGGCAGCAUCUCCGCUCCGGCCUCUCACGGCUCCGCUAAUCCCGGAUCAGAAACAGCCCACCCCCCCCCGCCACCCCAACCCGCAAAAUCUGAACGCGGGGGUGUCCCCACACACACACACCCCGCCCAGAGGGUGCAGCCCCUACCCCGGGAUGCGGCUGCCGUGUCCCCGAUGCCGUGCGGUCCAGGGAGGAUGCGGGGAUGCUCGGCCGAGGAGCCGCCGCGCUCCGGCUGCCGCCUGCGCCUGAUGCUGCUGCGGGAGCGGCUCUCCGUGGGCUGCUCCACCUCCCCGAGCACGCGGGGAGCCGCCGAUGAACGUCCCCCACCGGCUCCUUGGAUGCGCGCUCGCUCCCUGCUCCGGCAGGGAUACAGAGGUGGGGGGAAAAUAACACCCUCUCUUCACGCAGCAGCCAUGCUCCUAAAUGCCCAAAUUCCCUGAUUUCUAAUCCCGGGGAGGACGAUUUUAGGGAGGGUCAGAUGAUGGUUUCUGACCCUGGCAUGAUAAAAUGGAUUUUUUUCCCCCCAUAUCUGUCGCCGGGAUUUGAGGAUCCUGCAGGUUUGCUGGCAUUUUUUUUCCUCCAAACCACCUCCCUUCGGCUUUUUGCCUGGUUUUCCCAAGCCAGCCAGACCUCCUUGCUGCUCCUCUUCCUUUUGGACUGAGCUGGCUUUUAACCUGUUGCUUUUAUCUCUGGCCAAGGCCCCAGGACAACUUCCCUCCAGGGAAUAUGAAGUGUUAUUUCCCCACAGUGCAGCCUGAGGGAGAUUUUUGGGGAGCGCUGUGAGAUUUCAGUCCUGCAUCAGAAUCUGAAGCUGCUCAGGAUUCAGCUGCUUUGGCUCAAACCCUGAUUUCCACGGUUUUUUUGCUAUCUGGGGCUUCUUAUAGAUGCAGCAGGGAGACCCCCCCAGGCUUGGGGAUGCUCCAGCUGCUUUGAGAUGGAAAAAUAAUGGGGAGAAAGGAGGAGAAAUUACACUGUGUACCCCACUUUUAGCCCAUUUGGGGAGGUAAACCAGAGCAGGGUGUUGCAGGGAGCAGGAAGCCAUUUCCCAGCAGCUUCCCAGAUUUUCUACGGUUUGAGUGAAGCAAACACAACCUUAAAAUAGCUGCUUUGCAGGCAGACAGCACCAGCCCUGCUCCUCUCACUGCCAUGGCCUCGACAGCCUCGGAGGUUUUCACAGCCAAAAUAAUAAAAAAUGUAUGAAUUUGUCUGUUUUUCAGCUUUUCUGCUGCAAACACGCGGUGUGGGGUUUGAUCCCGGUGCAAGGAUGGUUUUGGGGAGGUGGCAAUUAGGGAAUUAGUGCACAUUAGCAAGGUUUCCAUCCAUGCCAGCCUCUAUCCUUCAUUACUUCUGCUGUCACCCUCACUGACAGAGGGGGAAACAACCUGGAUUUGCACUUUGAAAGCUGAGAAAAAGGAUUGAGGGCUGUCAGUCCCUCCUCUCACUGCCUGUUGCCUUGACUGACUGCCCUUGCAAGUACCCGGCUCUCAUCAUUACAUUCCAGAGUGAACAAGCACCCACACAGUGCGAGGAAAGUGGGUUUCCUGGUUAUUCUCUGGACAAUACAGAUCCCAGCUUUGGUUUCUUGGGUUGCCUGUGGCAGUCUCACUGCCCCGUGCUCCCUUCUCAGCUCCCAGAGUUUCUAUGCCAGCAGAAACCACUGCCAAUUUGGAUGCCGCUUCUCAGGAGUGACCCAGGACCAAGAUUUGCUGGCAUAACCUGCAGCCGCUUCCCGGUGGGAGCUGCGCUGCUCACGGCGGGUGGGGAGAUCUUCUCCGGGUGCAACGUGGAGAACGCCUGCUACAGCCUGGGGAUGUGUGCUGAGCGAGCUGCCAUCCAAAAAGCCAUCUCGGAGGGGCACACCAGCUUCAAGGCCAUGGCCAUCGCCAGUGACAUGGGGGACUUCAUCACACCCUGCGGCGCCUGCAGACAAGUGAUGAGAGAGUUUGGCACGGACUGGGAUGUCUACCUGACCAAAGCAGAUGGCACCUACAUUGUCAAGAGGCUGGAGGAGCUGCUGCCACUCUCCUUUGGCCCUGAGGACCUGAAGAAGGUGUGACCAGCAUGGCCACCACCAUCCUUUGCCCCUGGGGCAGCACAGGAGGAUGGUUUUCCCCAGUUUCCUCGGUGUGUAACUGGCUUUUUGGGGAAGACACAAUUGGAAAUGCAUUUGUAGUGCUGUUCCUCUCAUCUUCUGAUUCAGUGUUGAUUCACAGGCACUGGCUCCACCUCCCCCCGAGGAAACAACAAAAUCGAAUCACAGAAAUUCCCUGUUAUUAGUAAAAAAAUGUCCAGAUAUCCCUGUAGCCAAGGAAAGAGUUGAGUUUGAUGCAUGGCUCAAGUUCGGGCUUGUUGAUACAGAAACAACUCCUAAAUAAUGCAAAAUCAUUGCUUGGGAAAAUUCUGGAUUCUUCAGCUCUGAAGAGAGGUGAAAGCCAAAAGGAAAAGCUCCAUCAGCCCCAGCAGCAAUUAAUGAGCCAGUCCAGAUUAGGUGGAUUGCUGGGAUGGGAUGGUUAUUGCACUGAGCGUGUCCUUUGCUCGUUUCUCUCCAGCUUGUUUUCCUUGCUUUUGUUCCAUUUAUGGGGGAGAAGAGAAUGAAGAAUUUUUGAUUGCUUCUGCAGAGUUUUGUGCCUCCAGAGUAGUGCCAUUUGCUGAUUGUACUAUUGAUUUAACUAUGCACAAUGACAAAUGAAUGUGUGAUAUUUCCCACCCAAUGCUGGGUUGGGCAUUUCAGCCCAUGCCCAAGCCAAAUAAAAGCUGUUCUGGUUUA
Messenger RNA from Pipra filicauda (Wire-tailed manakin), 2829 nucleotides. It is a transcript of the gene CDA, whose product is annotated as cytidine deaminase. Bases 1732 to 2118 code for a protein of 128 amino acids. The record is from RefSeq and is a predicted model, not a curated record. NCBI's taxonomy places the organism in Eukaryota, Metazoa, Chordata, Aves, Passeriformes, Pipridae. Gene Ontology annotation, cellular component: cytosol. Gene Ontology annotation, molecular function: cytidine deaminase activity; zinc ion binding. The transcript is spliced from 6 exons.